Xiphias gladius (swordfish) is the source of this 1796-nucleotide messenger RNA. It is a transcript of the gene cbll1, whose product is annotated as Cbl proto-oncogene-like 1, E3 ubiquitin protein ligase. Bases 94 to 1557 code for a protein of 487 amino acids. NCBI's taxonomy places the organism in Eukaryota, Metazoa, Chordata, Actinopteri, Istiophoriformes, Xiphiidae. The transcript is spliced from 6 exons. The record is from RefSeq and is a predicted model, not a curated record. Gene Ontology annotation, molecular function: ubiquitin protein ligase activity. Gene Ontology annotation, biological process: regulation of cell adhesion; protein ubiquitination.
UUCCUCGCCUCCUCUCUCCUUUCCUUUCCUCCCCGUUCACCUCCUUUCCUCGCCCGUUCUACCCCACAAUGCAUUGUGUUCACUCGUUGGAUCAUGGACCAAAGCGACAAUGAUCUUCAAGGGAGCGAUGGCUCUGGGAAUUUGGGUGGCCCAGAUGUUCGAAGACGAAUCCCAAUCAAACUCAUAUCCAAACAGCCCAUAAGGAGCAAACCUCAGCCACGCGUCCAGAGACCCAGCAACAGGCCAUCUAAAAGUGAGGCUGGAGAAGACGAUAACUUUGGAUUCAAGCAAGAGGACAGGUUUGAUUGUGGUGCUAAAGCUGGUGAUGUGUUUGCAAGUCAGAGGAGAUUUCCCCAGCCACUCUUUUGGGACUAUAAGUUACAUUUGAUUGGAGAAAGGGAUGAAGUACCAAUCCACUUCUGCGACAAAUGUGGUCUCCCUAUCCAGCUAUACGGACGGAUGAUCCCCUGCAAACAUGUUUUCUGUUACGACUGUGCUUUGCUUCAUGAGAAGAAAGGAGAGAAGAUGUGCCCAGGCCUCACCCUCUACAACUGCACGGACCCGGUGCAGCGCAUCGAGCAGUGCCAGCGUGGUUCCCUCUACAUGUGCAGUGUUGUGCCAGGAUGCAAGCGCACGUACCUGUCCCAGCGGGACCUGCAGGCCCACGUCAACCACCGCCACCUGAGGGCAGCCAAGUCUUCCGCGGGCCGCCAGGAGCCCGUGCACCUGGCCCCUUCAUCCGAUGUCCCUGAUCGUUUCCGCGUGCCUCCCCCUCACCUACCCAAGAACCAUGUUCACCUACCUAACCCGCUCCAGCACAGCAGUCACGAUCCCUACAGUCAGCCGCCGCCACCCGCCGCUCACGAGGCCCCGCCCCCAACAUCUGCUCUUGGUCCUGAGACAUUCCGCAUCGCCACGGUGACAACCCGUAAACACAGCAAUCUCAUCACCGUGCCCAUCCAAGAUGACUCCUCCUCUUCGUCUCGUGACCCCCUCUCCAGUGGGCCGGGCCCCGGUCAGCCCCCCCACCACCACCCUGGGGACUAUCCUGGCCAGCCACCUGUGGUGUCCCACUCUCACCACAUGAUGGCACCACCACAACAGCACUUUGGCCCCCCACCUCCCCCUCCUCCUCCCAUCAGCCACCCAAUGCAGCAUCCUCCCCAAGGCUCUGGGACACCACACAUGGUGUACAACCAGGCCCCCCCUCCCCCCAUGUCCACAGCUCCCCCACCAAUCACUCCACCACCAGGGCAUAUUAUGGGCCAGAUGCCCCCCUAUAUGAACCACCCGCCCCCAGGACCUCCCCCACAACACAGUGGCCCCCCCGUCAAUGCCCCCCCACCUCAUCACUACAACCCCAACUCCAUGCAGCAGUUCCCUGAAGACCAGGGCACCCUCAGUCCCCCGUUCAGCCAGCCAGGAGGGCUCAGUCCUGGGAUGUGGCCUGCUCCCAGAGGGCCCCCACCUCCGAGAAUGCAGGGUCCUCCGCCCCAGGGCCAGAUGCCUGGACCACAUCACCCAGAUCAGGGCCGCUACCGGCCUUACUAUCAGUAAACUGCCAAGUGAAUGAAUGGGGGACAGUUUGUGUCAUUCUGUUCCAUACCACUUGUCUGAAUAAUGUGAUAGUCAACCUCAGGGUUACAGGAUGUAGAACCUUCAUUUUGAUAAUACUGCCCAGGAGCAAAUGUGUAUGUGGUGCACAUUUUAGUUAACUGUACUGAACUCCCCACUGAACAUACUAUAGACUUGGAGAAGAGCAGGACUGUCCCUUUUUUUUUUUUUUUUUUUUAAAA